Messenger RNA from Fulvia fulva, 1719 nucleotides. Its product is annotated as Alpha-glucosides permease MPH2. The transcript is spliced from 5 exons. Gene Ontology annotation, cellular component: membrane. Gene Ontology annotation, molecular function: carbohydrate:proton symporter activity. The record is from RefSeq and is a predicted model, not a curated record. Bases 1 to 1719 code for a protein of 572 amino acids. Gene Ontology annotation, biological process: transmembrane transport; carbohydrate transport. Lineage: Eukaryota; Fungi; Ascomycota; Dothideomycetes; Mycosphaerellales; Mycosphaerellaceae.
AUGGCAGACCCCCGCCAGGCCUCCGUCAUCCGCGAGAAGAAAGCAGAAGUCGAGGCAGCUGGACGUCCUCUCCACCUGUCCCACGGCGACGAUCUUAACAUGACGGAAUCGAAACGGCAGACUGUCCUCGAUGCGAAGAAGGCCUCCGAUGAGGAGCAGAAGAUGACACUUCUCCAGGGUGUCAGACUUUAUCCCAAGGCGAUUGCGUGGAGUGUUUUGAUCUCUACCUGUAUUGCGAUGGAGGGGUAUCAGCUCGCUUUGGUCAAUAACUUUUAUGGCUUUGCGCCGUUUAAUGAGAAGUAUGGCGAGCCGACGGGGGAUCCGGAGACGCCUUAUCAGGUGUCGGCGCCGUGGCAAGCUGGGCUUUCGAAUGGUGCUCUUGUGGGCCAGUUCAUUGGUCUCUUUAUCAAUGGAUGGGCAUCUGAACGAUUUGGAUACCGCAAGACCGUGAUGACGUGUCUUGCACUCAUCAUUGCGUUCAUUACAAUCUUCUUCACUGCGCCAAACAUUGAGACACUCCUGAUUGGCGAGAUCUUGUGCGGCAUGCCAUGGGGAGUGUUCCAGACCAUCACCAUCACCUACGCUUCGGAAGUAUGCCCGAUCGCACUGCGAGGAUACCUGACCACUUAUGUCAACUGCUGUUGGGGACUGGGCCAAUUGAUCGCAAUUGGCGUCAUCCGGUCCCAGUUCAAUCGCACAGAUCAAUGGGCUUACCGCAUCCCAUACGCCCUGCAGUGGAUGUGGCCUGUACCUCUCAUCAUUGGAGUUGCCUUCGCUCCGGAAAGCCCAUGGUGGCUCGUCAGAAAGGGACGCCUUGAGGACGCAAAGAAGUCUCUCCUACGUCUCACAUCCACGAACCGCGAGACCGACUUCAACGCAGACGAAACCAUCGCCAUGAUGGCACACACGACCCAACUCGAAAUGUCCACCACCUCCGGCGCAUCCUACCUCGAUUGCUUCAAAGGCGCCGAUCUCCGCCGCACAGAAAUCGUCUGUAUGUGCUGGGCGAUCCAGAAUCUCGCAGGCAACUCCUUCUCCAACUACUCAACAUACUUCCUCCAACAAGCCGGCGUCAGUCCCGAAAACUCCUACGACUUCGCCAUGGGCCAGUACGCUAUCAACAUGGUCGGUGUCUUCGGGGCCUGGGGCCUCAUGUCUCUCGGUUUCGGUCGCCGGACGCUGUACCUAUACGGUCUGUGCGGUCUUACCCUUCUCCUGCUCAUCAUCGGAUUCAUGGGCCUUGUCGACGAUAGAGACACUGCUGGACUCGCGACUGGAAGCAUCAUGAUCAUCUGGGCUCUCACCUACCAGCUCACUGUCGGGACAGUAUGCUACUCCCUCGUGGCCGAGAUCUCCUCCCGUCGCCUGCAGAUCAAGACGGUAGUGCUAGGUCGCAACCUCUACAUCGUCGCUGCUAUCAUUUGCUCGACUAUUACGCCUUACAUGAUCAACCCGACAGCUUGGGACUGGGGCUCGUUCGCUGGGUUCUUCUGGGCCGGGCUGGCCUUCUUAUGCUGUAUUUAUACAUACUUCCGUGUACCAGAGCCGAAGGGCAGGACUUUCGCGGAAAUGGAUCUGUUAUUCGAGCGCAGGGUGUCUGCGCGCAAGUUCGCUUCUACGGAGGUCGAUGUCUUUGGCGAGACGCUGGAUGGGAGUGUGGUGUCGCAGCAUAAGGAUGGGCUGGCAGCGGAGCACUCUGAGAUUACGAAGAUGGCUUGA